Molecule: messenger RNA, 4107 nt
Organism: Solea senegalensis (Senegalese sole)
Lineage: Eukaryota; Metazoa; Chordata; Actinopteri; Pleuronectiformes; Soleidae
Gene: xpot
Product: exportin, tRNA (nuclear export receptor for tRNAs)
Exons: 25
Coding region: 413-3352 (979 amino acids)
Biological process (GO): tRNA re-export from nucleus
Cellular component (GO): nuclear pore; nuclear matrix; cytoplasm
Molecular function (GO): tRNA binding; small GTPase binding
Source: RefSeq, a predicted model, not a curated record
CACUUUUAUAGAAUGUUUAAGGAAGGAAGGAAGGCAGGCGAGCCCUCGAGCUAACUAGCCCGGCUAACACAAGGCUAGCCGCAGUUUGUAUUGGGGAGUUGUUAGCAUGGCUAGCAUGUAGCAGUGCGGUGUCAACUUUUACAGGAGUGGCCCCGGGAACCGGUACUGUUCACCACGGACGUGUUUGGAGUCGUUUUGUCUCGCGUGUGUCCGCCCGGUGGAGCGGUGCGCGAUGUCCGGUCGGGGUGUUAGCUUCAGGUGUUGACAGCGUGUUGCAUCAUGUUGGUGACAAAACUGUGAUCCUGCGUUUACGCUGACUGAGGAGUUUUCAGCUGCAAACACAAGAUGAGAGGAACCUGCCUGACGGCAGCAGAGACAACUGAACUCGCCCCAGAGAAGAGCUAACCCACGAAUGGCCUGCCAGUCUGUCGCUGCAGUCAUGGACGAGCAGGCUCUGCUGGGGCUCAACCCGAACGCCGACGCCCGCUACAGGCAGAGGGCGAUGGUGUACUUUGAGCAGCUGAAGGAGUCUCACGAUGCCUGGGAAGUUUGUGCCGAGGCGCUUGCGAAAGGGAUUUACAAUGACGACCACGUGAAGUUUUUCUGCUUCCAGGUGCUGGAGCAUCAGAUCAAGUUCAGACACGCCGGCCUGAGCGCCGCUCAGCAGCAGCUGAUCAGAGAGACACUGAUGAAGUGGCUCCAGUGUCAGCUGAUGAACGCUCAGCCAGAGAAGCCCUUCAUUAGGAACAAGGCGGCUCAGGUGUUUGCGCUCACCUUCGUCAUGGAGUACCUGACGCUGUGGCCCAAGUUCUUCUACGAUGUCUUGUCUCUAGUCGGCCUCAACCCGCACGGCGUGGACAUCUACCUCAGGACACUGAUGGCCAUCGACGCCGAGGUGGUCGACAGAGACAUCCUGCACUCACCUGAGGUGAUGUGGCGUGUUCGUCCCCAGGAGACUCGGAGAAACACUCUAAUCAAAGACAGCAUGAGGGAGCAGUGCAUCCCCAGCCUGGUGGAGUCCUGGUUCCAGAUCCUGCAGACGUACCAGCUGACUCACUUCGAGCUCACCUGCCAGUGUCUGGAGGUGGUCGGAGCCUUCGUGUCCUGGAUCGACCUCAACCUCAUCGCCAACGACCGGUUCGUGAACCUGCUGCUGAGUCAGAUGUCGGUGGAGGCGCUCAGAGAGGAAGCCUGCGACUGCCUGUUUGAAAUCGUCAACAAAGGAAUGGACCCGGUGGAUAAAACCAAACUGGUGGAGUCUCUGAGUCAAGUGCUGCAGUCGGCGGGAUUCUUCAACGUGGAGCAGGAGGACGACGUGGACUUCCUUGCCAAGUUCUCCCGCCUGGUGAACGGCAUGGGUCAGAGUCUGGUGCUGAGCUGGACCAAGCUCGUCAAAACGGGCAACGUCAAGGACGCGGCGGACACGCUACAGGCGCUGGAGGCCAAGGUGCCGCUGCUGCUGAAGCUGCUGGUGCACGAGGACGACGACAUCUCGGCCAACAUCGUCUCCUUUUGCUACGAAUACCUGCACGUCCUCAAACAGCUUCCUCAGCUGACAGAUCUGCAGAAGACAAACAUUGAGGCCAUCAUGCUCGCCGUCAUGAAAAAGCUGACGUACGACGACGAGUACAACUUUGAAAACGAGGGCGAAGACGAGGCGAUGUUCGUGGAGUACAGGAAGCAGCUGAAGAUGCUCCUGGAUCGCUUGGCUCAGGUUUCACCAGAGCUGCUGCUGGAGGCCGUCCGCCGCGUCUUCAACACCACCAUGCAGAACUGGCAGUCGGCGACUUUCAUGGAGGUGGAGGUGGCCAUCAGGCUGCUGUACAUGCUGGGCGAGGCCCUGCCCGCAUCUCACGGCGCUCACUUCACCGGAGACACGGCCAAGACGAGUGCCCUGCAGGACAUGAUGAGGACGCUGGUCUCCUGCGGUGUCAUCAGCUACCAGCACAGCUCUGUUUCGCUGGAGUUCUUCGAAACUGUUGUCCGAUACGAGAAGUUCUUCGUCGUGGAGCCUCAGCACAUUCCCAACGUUCUGAUGGCGUUUCUGGACCAGAGAGGACUGAGACACAACAGCCCGAAGGUCCGCAGCAGAGUGGCUUAUCUCUUCUCCAGAUUCAUCAAAACUCUGCACAAACACAUGAACGCCUUUAUCGAGGACAUCCUGACUCGGAUCCAGGACCUGCUGGAACUUGCUCCUCCGGAAAACGGCUUCCCCGUGCUGCUGACCAGCGACGACCAGCUCUUCAUGUUCGAGACAGCCGGCGUCCUGAUCGUGAGCGGCGACAGUCCGGCCGAGAGGAAGCAGGCGAUGAUGAGGAGCCUGCUGUCGCCGCUGAUGGACGCGUUCCGCCUGCUGCUCGCCAAACUGCUGCAGGAGACAGAGGAGGGGCGACAGGUCGCGCUCGCCGACUGUCUGAGUCACGCCGUCGGGUUUGCCAGUCGGACCAGCAAAGCGUUCAGCAACAAGCAGACGGUGAAGCAGUGCAGCUGCACCGAGGUCUACAGAGACUGUCUGCAGACCUUCCUGCCUGCACUGAGCUGUCCCGUCCAGCGGGGGGUGCUGCGCAGCUCGGUCCGCUCCUUCCUGCACCGCAUGAUCAUCUGCCUGGAGGAGGAGGUGCUGCCGUUCAUCCCCGCCGCCUCGGAACACAUGCUGAAGGACUGCGAGGCCAAAGACCUGCAGGAGUUCAUCCCCCUCAUCAGCCAGAUCACGGCCAAGUUCAAGCGGCAGGUGUCGCCCUUCCUGCAGCAGGUCUUCAUGCCGCUGGUCCUCGCCAUCUUCGAGUCGCUGGCGCGUCCGGCAGAGGAGAACGACCAGACGGCGGCUCUGGAGAAGCAGAUGCUGCGGAGAAGCUACUUCAGCUUCGUCCAGACCGUCACGGGCAGCGGCAUGAACGAGGUCAUGGCCAAUCAGGGCGCUGAAAACAUCGAGCGAGUCGUGUUCACCAUCAUCCAGGGAGCCGUGGACUUCCCCGACCCCAUCGCUCAGAAAACCUGCUUCAUCAUCCUCUCCAAACUGGUGGAGCUGUGGGGAGGUAAAGACGGUAUGGUGGGCUUCCCCGACUUCAUCUACAAGAACAUCGUCCCUGCGUGUUUCCUGGCUCCUCUGAAGCCGACCUUUGACCUCUCGGACGCUCAGACAGUCCUGACUCUGUCAGAGUGCGCCAUCACCCUGAAGAUGAUUCAUCUCAAACGGGGGCCGGAGUUUAUCCAGUUCUUACAGCAGGAGUAUCUGCCCUCGCUUCAGGUGUCACCAGAGCUCUCACAGGAACUUUGUCAAGUGCUUCAACAGCCCGAUCUCAAAGUGCUGAAGAAUUAUAUCAAGGCGUUUUUCCAGCGAGCAAAGCUGUAGGACAUGAAACUGGAAGUUGCCCCGGGGACUGAAAAAGACUCUUUACAGGAAGUGGCCCGACUCGCCCCUUCACAACAAAACAAAACCAUGGAACUUAGCAUAGGAGCUGCUUUGCACUUAAGAGGUAAAAGCGUAACAAAGCCCAGUCUGUCUAAGUCGGGGGAGGGGGAAAUGGACAGAAGGUCAGCGGGUGGAACAGCGCCCUCCAGCUACCGAGAGACGAGCUGUCCACGUGGACUCGAGGUGAGACGGGACUUGAGGGUUCCCCGACACGAGGAGAACUUUGUGGAACCAUGUAGAGAAAAAAGGCUUAUUUUACGCGUAAAGCGCGGCUGUCGUAAGAAUCUACGAUGUUUUUUGUUUGAUCAUUGUGACGCUCCUCGUAACAAACGAUAGCUUUAUUUUAGUCGGACCUUUUUCGCAGUAGGAACCACAUUUUUAAAGAGAAGGAAAAAAAAAAGGGCUGUUGCACCAUUUUCGUGUUUGUUUCCGCCUUCCUCGAUUUACACUUUCAUCUCGACCGCUCGUCAUGUUUGUUCCGUGUCGGGAUGGACGGUAGAGUCACAGCAGCAGCGACGUGAUUGUUUUCUGUUUUUGUUCCAGGAAUAUUUCUUUCUUUUUAUUCUUUCCUGGAAAUAGUAUGAGAAAGUAAAACAACGGACACAACAAGAAAAUGGAGGAACAAACAAGUGUAAAUAAGAGAUUUAGAUGUUGAAAAUGUAAAUAAAGGUCCUAGUUUAGUUUUUUUUUUUUAC